This is a messenger RNA of Megalops cyprinoides (Indo-Pacific tarpon), 945 nucleotides long. Its product is annotated as olfactory receptor 1M1-like. The record is from RefSeq and is a predicted model, not a curated record. Gene Ontology annotation, biological process: G protein-coupled receptor signaling pathway. Gene Ontology annotation, molecular function: G protein-coupled receptor activity; olfactory receptor activity. Gene Ontology annotation, cellular component: membrane. The transcript has a single exon. NCBI's taxonomy places the organism in Eukaryota, Metazoa, Chordata, Actinopteri, Elopiformes, Megalopidae. Bases 1 to 945 code for a protein of 314 amino acids.
AUGUCAACUGGAAAUGUCACGGCCAAAAUAAUAACAGAAUUUGUCAUCGGUGGAUUCGACACGGUUCAGAAUCCGGUGGGAGCUGGAAUCGCAAUGCUUGUGAUCUACGCCCUGGUUAUGCUUGUCAAUGCUGCUAACAUAUGUUUCAUCGUGCUGGACAAACGCUUGCACCAGCCCAUGUACAUUUUAAUUUGCAACCUGGCUCUUGUGGACAUGCUGUAUAGCAGCAGCUGCAGUCCCACCAUGAUCGGGGCCCUGAUAGCUGGCGCAAAAACAAUCUCUUACGUCCCCUGCUUCAUCCAGAUGUUUGCGUUCCACCUGGGCGGCGUCAUGGAGAUGUUCGCCAUUGCUAUGAUGGCUUUUGACCGCUUGAUUGCCAUCUCCGUCCCUUUGCGAUACCACAGCAUUCUGACCAAUGUGCGCACGCUAAUCUUAGCGUUCGCCUUGUGGAUUGUGGCCUGUGCGUUCGUGGCCGUGUUGCCUGGCUACGCGAUACCUCUCCCUCUUUGCUACUCGACUCUCCCGUACACGUUCUGUGACUUUGCCGCUGUCAUCAGGGCCACUUGCGUCAAUCCUAAUUUCUACUUCAACAUCGUUACCAUUAUAACCUUCUUUCUGUUGUUUUCCACGUUCUCCUUUAUUUUCCUGUCCUACUUGAGGAUAAUGUUUGCUGUGCUGAAAAUGUCUUCGAAAACUGACAAGAAGAAAAUGUACAGCACUUGCCUCAGUCACCUGAUUGUGGUGGUGUGCUAUUACUGCCCUAUGUUUAUACGCAUAGUCCUCACCAGGCUGGGGGUGGAACUGACCAAAGACGAGCGCCAUGGGUUGCUAAUCGGGGCAGUUCUUGGUCCCUCUCUUGUAAACCCUUUCGUAUACUGUUUUAGAACUAAAGAAAUCCGAAACAAAAUUUCAAAAAUAUUUAAGAGAGUUGAACCCAGUGAAUAA